AUGAAGGACGGCAUCGAUUUCGACUUCGCCGCGCUCCCCUCCCUCAUCGACCCAGGAGCCGAAGACCUCCUCAACACAAUUGAUUCAAUUCGCGCCCUCAACAUAGGCAUACACUUCGACUUCCCUCAAAUUGUAGUGGUAGGCGACCAUGACUCAGGAAAGUCGUCCGUCCUCGAGGCUCUCACGCACAUCCGUUUAUCCACCGAGGGCGGCAGCAAUUGCGCGCGCUUCGUAACGGAGCUUGUGCUGCGGCGCUCGAGUGUCUCCAGAAUCGAUGUGAAUAUCAAUUUGGCAGAGAGAGAAGAAAAAGCAAACGAGGAAGAUGAAGAGGACGAGGAAGAAGAAAAGGAGGAAGAAGAGGAAGAAGAAGAGGAUGAAGGCGAGGACAGAGAGGAUGGAGAGAGGGAAGUGGAGGAAGGGGAAGACGGAAAAGACUCGGAAGAAUCAGAAGGCGACCCGGGCGACCACCAUUCCAAGCCGUUUACCAAGAGGCCGUUCAGUCAAAGUAUGUUGUCUAAGCGUAUUGAGGAGGCUAAGCAGAAAGUGCAGAGAACGGACAAGUUCUCAAGGGGUGUUUUGAGGGUGGAGGUCAUGGGACCUGAUGUUCCCUCUCUCACGCUUGUCGAAGUUCCCGAUCUCCGAGAAAUAACAGCUGAGAAUCAUUCGAAACACCCCGAGGAAGCUGAUGGUCUAGUGGAAAGCUAUUUGAGGCGCAGCAAUACUAUCGCACUGCACGUAUGUCCAGCAAACGUUGCGCACUCUUACCACGGUACCGUCGUGGACCGAUUGGCCUCCAAGCUUUGCUUGACCCAAGAUAGGAUCCUACAUAUCGCCACCAAGCCCGACCUCAAAACAACAUGCUUCAAACCGACAAGGAAUGGUGAAACCGCCCACGUGAGCGAGCUUGAGUGGCACGUUUUGUGUAAUAUGGCGCAUCGCGACGAGGAAGAUUGCUGCUAUAAGAAUCGCGAUGCUGUUGAAACUUCCAUCCUUAACCGCAGCCCUUGGGUCGAUAUACCCUACGAAGACAGGGGCAUCAAAUGUCUCCGGAAGGAAAUCAGCAAGUUGCUUCUAGAGCAGAUCCAUCAGGCACUGGACGAUGCCAUGGGCAACAUCAUAUCUCAGUUAAACGAACGAGAGACAAGGCUAGCACGUCUCGGGAGUCCACGCACCACGGCGGCAGAGGCGCGGUCCUACUUGCUUGGCGUGUCGGCAGAAUUCCAGCGCCUAUGCCGCGAUGCCCUUAACGGGCUGUAUGGGGACAAAUUUUUUAGCGGCGUCGACAGUCGAUCCAACAAGCUGCGCGCUCAAGUACAGGAUCUCAACUGGGCGUUUGGCAUUACUCUGUCGACCAGAGGAGCGAGUCUGAGGAUUGUAAACGAUGCCGAUCCCAGCCUCGGGGGUGAGAACGGCGGGCAAGGGCAAACAUUGGAUGGCGCAAAGACGUCGGCUCCGAGCCAUCUCAAGCCAUUACUCAGUGUUUACCAGUUCCCAUUGCCAAAGCUGGUCACCUCCCAAUCUUACCUCAACAAGACUCUGGCGGAGUACGGCUCCAUCAAUCAAGGUCGGGAGCUUCUUAUCGUUGACAUGUUUAAGAAGCAAGCUCAACCCUGGAAGAAGAUUGCCAUGUUCCACCUUCGCCUGAUCAUAGACACUACGCAUGAGUUCAUCGAGAGGCUCUUGCGUUACAUCAACCACUCAAACGAUGAUACUGCUACUGCAAUCCGACGAGCCUAUAUAGAUCCGUUCUUCACAGAGCAAAGAAAAUCUCUCUACCACAAGCUAAUGGAGCUCUUGCGUCCCUACGCUGAGGGCUACAGGAUGUCUCCUUCCCUAGGGUAUUACGAACGGAUUUCUGGAAGAGUUGACUGUCACAUCCUGGAACACUUCACUACAUCUCCCACAGAGGUGGGCGAAUCUGAUACGUCCGAGCGUAUCCAAGACUCCCCAGAGCCGGAAAGUUCACAGAGUACUGAGCCCAAACCGGGCGAUAUCAUUGACGUGAUGAAGAUGUACUACGAGAUGUCGCUCCAAACGUUUAGUGACAAUAUUAUCCACUUAGCCAUCGAGAGUUGCUUUCUACGCCCUAUACCAGACCUCUUCACGCCGGCAAUGGUCAGCCUCAUGGAUGACACCGCAGUCCUAGCCCUAGCCGGGGAGCCUGAAGAAGCUGGUUUGGAGAGGCGACGAUUAAAAGAACACGCUGAUGUGCUUAGGAAAGGGCUCAGGAAGUGCCGCCAGUAUCGACCUCGUAGAUCCGUGAUGGACCUUCUUUCCGGACUCGGCCACUCACCAUCAUCCGGCACAUUACCCAAGUCCAUGCAAGCCCCAUCUGUGAUGCCCAAGGUCCAAGGCGAAACAACACCAACCAUCCCGCGAACUUCGUCCUCGAGCGCCACAGGCACCACUGCCGCCGCACCAACAUUCAAGUUCAAUGCUUCGAAUGUAUACCCAAUCGCUGAUAAACCGUCCGAGGUGAAUCUACGUGUACCGCCCCCCUGGUUUCGGUCAACCAACACGCCUGAGGCCGGCCAAGGCCUAGAAUGA
Scedosporium apiospermum is the source of this 2547-nucleotide messenger RNA. RefSeq lists its product as uncharacterized. NCBI's taxonomy places the organism in Eukaryota, Fungi, Ascomycota, Sordariomycetes, Microascales, Microascaceae. Gene Ontology annotation, cellular component: membrane; cytoplasm; microtubule. The transcript is spliced from 4 exons. The record is from RefSeq and is a predicted model, not a curated record. Gene Ontology annotation, molecular function: microtubule binding; GTPase activity. The coding region runs from base 1 to 2547 and encodes 848 amino acids.